AUGAAUUUGACCAAGUUAGGAUUGAGGAUUAGAUGUAUUUCAAGCAGAAGAUUUUUUGGCACUCGUAGAAGAAAAUAUCCAGUAGAUCCGGAAGAGGCAAAUAAACUACCUGUUUUUCAAUAUAACGUGAGCAAGAAAGGUUAUAGAAGAGUAUUUACGUGGGGAAAUAUAUAUACUGGAGCACUAGGCAUACCAUAUAUGAAAUCAUCUGAUGAUCUUGAGAAACAAGAUUGUUUGAAAUAUCCUAAAAGGGUAAGAAUAGGAGAAACAUUUGAAGUUACAACAGCAGCUUGUGGUUUUGGUUUCUCAAUUUUUGCAGUGAAAAGUGAGACAGAUGAAAAGCUCUAUGGUACAGGUAUAAACACUGAUUCACAGAUUGGUUACCAUGAGGUACGGCAAGGAAAACCCCUGGAAAUUCUUUUUCAACCUAAACCAAUACACUUACCUUUCAAAAAUCCUAGGGAAUCGAAGGUUAUCAAAGUAUCUGCAGGAAGAGCACAUACAGCCAUUCUUACCAAUGAAGGAAUAUUUCUUCUAGGAAAUAAUGCUUAUGGGCAAUGUGGAAGGAGUAUUAUAUCAGAUGAGAAUUAUAUCAUGAGUAAUUAUGUAAACCACAUUGAGAAAAUCAAUGGCAAAACUAUAAUAGAUAUUGAAUGUGGACAAGAUCAUAGUUUAGCACUUACAGAAGAUGGUGCUGUGUUUUCUUGUGGCUGGGGUGCUGAUGGUCAGACAGGACUUGGCCACUUUGACAACUGGGCAGAAUUCUCCAGAGUAAAGGGAGAUAUAGAAUCAGAAAAAAUCACUGAGCUCACUUGUCGUUCUGAUUUUGUAUUGGCUUUGAAUGAGAAAGGCAAGGUAUUUGGAUGGGGCAACACUGAAUAUAGCCAAAUGACUGAAGCAAAUGAAGAUCAACAAAUUUCAACACCAAGACACAUAAAAAUGUUGGACCAAUUAGGGAAAAUCAAGAGUAUAGCAACUGCAGGCUCAUUUUGCAUAGUAGUGAAUGAUGAUGGUAAUGUAUUUUCUUGGGGUUAUGGAUUAUUGGGUGCUGGUCCUGAGGCACAACAAUCCAAAGUACCCAUUCACAUUCCCUCUACCCUCUUUGGUAAAAAUCACUUCCAGGUAGAUAGCAAAGUGGUUAAGGUAAAAUGUGGAUUGUAUAAUGCUGCUGCCAUCACAAAUUUUGGAGACUUAUACAUGUGGGGACGAAAUAAGUAUGGAUGUCUUGGAUUAGGGAAUGAGAAGAACUAAAAAUUAUAAUUUCAGGUUGCCAUAGGAGGGUAUGUUGAACAAAUAUUUUGUGGAGUUGAUCACACUGUAGCAAUUUGUAAGCCCUUCAUAUAA
Messenger RNA from Phaedon cochleariae (mustard beetle), 1344 nucleotides. The record is from the annotation of a GenBank genome assembly. Lineage: Eukaryota; Metazoa; Arthropoda; Insecta; Coleoptera; Chrysomelidae.